AUGUCUUCCUACAGACAGAUGAUCAGCUCCCGCUGCCUUGCGCCCUGCGAAGUCACCUGCCCACAACCAAUUGCAAAUGCCUGGAGUGAGCCCUGUGUUACAUCCUGUGGUGAUUCGAGAGCCGUGAUCUACCCUCCACCUGUGGUCAUGACAUUCCCUGGCCCCAUUCUCAGCUCCUGCCCUCAGGAGAGCAUCGUGGGCAGCUCAGCACCAUCCACCAUUGGGAGCUUGGUUGGAUCCAUGAGCUCUCUGGGUCCCAGUGGCUCCUAUGGCUCUAGGAGCUUGUACAAUUAUGGGAGGUCAUAUUCUUCCUAUGGAUCCAGUGCUUAUGGUUUUGGGAGCUGCAGACCAUGUUAA
Messenger RNA from Chroicocephalus ridibundus (black-headed gull), 357 nucleotides. RefSeq names its product beta-keratin-related protein-like. NCBI's taxonomy places the organism in Eukaryota, Metazoa, Chordata, Aves, Charadriiformes, Laridae. The record is from RefSeq and is a predicted model, not a curated record. Gene Ontology annotation, molecular function: structural constituent of cytoskeleton. The transcript has a single exon. Bases 1 to 357 code for a protein of 118 amino acids. Gene Ontology annotation, cellular component: intermediate filament.